AUGGCGGACGUGAUGGCUGCUCCACAACCUCAGCAAGAUGCGAGCGCCAAAAUGCCACCGCCCUCAGCACCCUCCACGCCUGGUCCACACCACCACGCGGCGCGCCGACCGCCGCGAAAGAGCACCCUCACCCAGCAGCAGAAGAAUCAAAAGAGGCAACGCGCCACGCAGGAUCAACUUUUGUUGCUGGAGGUCGAGUUCAACAAGAACCCUACACCUACUGCAAUGGUGAGAGAGAAGAUUGCGCAGGACAUCAAUAUGACGGAACGAUCUGUUCAGAUUUGGUUUCAGAAUAGACGCGCCAAAAUCAAGAACAUUGCGAAGCGAAGUAUCGAAAGCGGUGAGGACUGCGACAGCAUCCCGGAGUCGAUGCGACAGUAUCUGGCGAUGCAGCAGUAUGGAGCUGGCAAAAGUCUUGGUGCUAGCAUGCUUGGACGACACGGCCAGGGAAUAGUGCCCUACGGAAGUGGCAUGCUGGCCAUGAACGGUGAGAGUGCCAGCGGCAAAGUCGUGAUCCAACACUUUGCUUGUCGGUCUCUGUCCAUUGGCACCUGGAGAAGGGUCGGACAGAGCACAAUGGACCUGGUCAUCUUCUACUCGCCGGACAAGGCUUGCAUCACUUACUACAUCAACAACGAUUCGGCUGGAUACAAGAUCGAGUAUCCUUUCGCAUGGAUCAAGAACAUCUCAUUGGAGCAGGGCGACGUGCUGGCACCUGCGGAAGGUGCUUCACAUAGGACUGGUGGACUUCUGAUCGAGCUCAACCGGCCGCCCAAGUUCUACAUGGACAGCUCGGGCAGUGGAGGAUUCUAUGAGUGUGGCGACUUCACAGAAGACCAACAGGCUACCCAUGUGAUGGUGCACCACCUCGGCGGACCAUCAAAGGUUCUUAGCGGUCAGCUCGCAAAGCUGGUCUCGCUCGAGGCCUACCAGAACCGCCACAACUUCUUCGAUCCGAAUACCUUCGCCGUUUCUGCGCCUGUCUCGCCCGUCGGCCAUCGCCCACAGAGCCAGCCCAACCACAUGAUGCACCCACACAACCCAAUGGGCCUCUUCCCUCCAGACCACAAUGCGCCUGGCAUGAUGGGCCCGCCUGGGCCCCGAGGUCACAAGCGCCAGCGCAGUCGAUCUGUACCGGUGGCGAUGGACUUUUCGAUGCUGCGGAAUCCGAUGCCAUCCUUCUUGAUCCAGCCUGAUGGUCAACCCACGCCUGCGCCAAUGCAUGAUGCCAACAUUUUCGCGCCUCAACCCCAGCAUCAACAUAUGAACGGCUUUGCGCAAGGUCCAAUUGGGCCCAAUCUCAGCAUUGAUACGUCGGCUGGCUUCCCUGGUUACCAGUUUGGUGGUCCAGUUUCGGCAACAACAGCGAACUCUCCUAGCGAGUAUGGUACACCGGCUUUCUUCACGUCCGCGCCACCUGGGGAUGGAAUGAAUCAAACUCAUCAAUUCGGCACGCCAUUCCACCCUGGCUUCCUCGCUGUUGACGCUGGAUCGAUGAUUGGCACGUCGAAUACACCUUUGUCGAUGCACAGUCAUGGCGACCCAGUGAUUGCUGACCACUCACCACCAUUGAACGGUGUUGGUCGCAGUCACAGCGCUGAUAUCUUCGGAACACCUGGCGAGAGCUCCCACUUCGGCGACGACAGCAUCUACUUGUCGGAGUCAUUCAACAAGCAAAUGCAGCUUCCCUUCCGAAGCCCGUUGCCUGACGAGUCCUUUCACUCACCUAUGCCGGAUGGAUCCUUCAGCUUUCAGUCGCCGACACAUUCUGGACCAGACAUGAGCGGCCAGCAGCACCCGAUGUCAUACCACUCGCCUCAGCAGCAAAUGCAUCAGGACAGCGGUGUGUCCUUCUCGACACCUUCCCAGGACGCAGGUCAGAUGUACCACAGUCCAAAGGAAAACGGCAUGGUCUACCAAGACGGAAAGGUCUACUCCAGCCCGGGCCAGAUGCAUCAGAUACCACAUGAGCAGCCCGGCUACCAGCAGAGUCCGCUAGGCAACGCCACCUCUCGUGAAGAGAUGGACAUGCAAAGCUUUGGCAUGUACGGCACCAUCGAUCCGAACAAUCUGGGCCAGCCUCAUCAGCACUAG
This is a messenger RNA of Saxophila tyrrhenica, 2094 nucleotides long. RefSeq lists its product as uncharacterized. The record is from RefSeq and is a predicted model, not a curated record. NCBI's taxonomy places the organism in Eukaryota, Fungi, Ascomycota, Dothideomycetes, Mycosphaerellales, Extremaceae. The coding region runs from base 1 to 2094 and encodes 697 amino acids. The transcript has 2 exons. Gene Ontology annotation, molecular function: RNA polymerase II cis-regulatory region sequence-specific DNA binding; DNA-binding transcription factor activity, RNA polymerase II-specific. Gene Ontology annotation, biological process: cell differentiation; regulation of transcription by RNA polymerase II.